Messenger RNA from Folsomia candida, 2034 nucleotides. RefSeq lists its product as uncharacterized. The coding region runs from base 53 to 1963 and encodes 636 amino acids. The transcript has 5 exons. The record is from RefSeq and is a predicted model, not a curated record. NCBI's taxonomy places the organism in Eukaryota, Metazoa, Arthropoda, Collembola, Entomobryomorpha, Isotomidae.
AGAGCUUAAUUUUUUGUGCUACACUUUGUACUUUAGUUUUCUUUUUAUAACAAUGGAGGAGGACAAAUCAUUUUCGGACGACGACGAUUUCGUCACAACGCAGAAGAGGCGGAUGGCGACACCGAAGGUGGUUGAGAAAAAGGCAAAAAUAGAGAACGCCGGUCCAUCUACGUCUGCUGCGAAAUCUAAGCCUUCCACCGCGAAAACUACUACAGCCGCCCCUCAUCCUAGCAAACAUUUGGCCGUGGAGACUACGAAAGCCGCAAACUGUGAUGAAGGGGAGUUAAAUCCCCGUGGAACGAAGGAUAAGGAGAAGAGAAAGUCGGAAACCGCUACAAGUCUUGUCCGUAAAGACCAGAAUUUCCUACCCGUCCCGUGGUCCUACAUUCCUGAUGAGGAGGAGAUGGAAGUGGAGGAGGAAGAAAUGCGACUCAGGGAUGGGAGGGGGAUUAUUUAUAGAGAUGGGGAUUUGGCUGAAGAGUUCCAAAUAAGGUACAUGGCUUCGUCGAAUGCAAGACUUGACAAAACGUUUAAAGGUGAAGGGGUGGAUAAAAUCAGGAUGACGAUUCUGCGGUUAGUUGGACUAGCCCCGACUGAAACCGCUUCCCCUGACCUCGAUGUUUAUGAAGCCUCUCCACAACUUUUUUUGACCCAGGAGGAGCAGGGAUUGACCGCUGCACAGAGGGAGGUUCUCUUCCAGGAGAUUUUCCGCAGAGGAGGUCGUGUUGACGUUGAAGACAAACCGGGAUGGUUUUUAAUUAUUCACAAGGCCCCCACCACCGGGCUAAUUCAUUUAUGUUUGGAGAGACCUAAAAUAGAUAGAGGAAUACUGAUCUAUGAUGCUACAAGGCUUUGCACGAAACCAAAGUGUUACCAAUACUACCAAACUCUCUCAAAUGAUGUCCUCCCCAAGUGUAUGAAGCAUCAAUCCAAUCCCAUUUAUGCCAUGAUGAAAGUAACUGAUUUCAAUCGAAGGGACGUGUUGGUGCUUCUUCAUAUGCAGUCAGCAUACUCUGCAGCAUCGAAUGCAUCCGAUCGGGAUAAAGAUGAAAGGAUCGAAUUGUGUCUUCAUCAAAUAUGUACCAGUUACCCGCAGUGGAAAAAUUAUUGUGCUACGGAGGGCCUAGCAAGUCGACCGAUCCCCAAAUCCAUAUCGCGACACCACUUUAACAACGACGGCGACGCUCUAAGGAUGCUGUCAUUCGAAUCCACCAUUGGAAUGUUUAUUAAACUUGCCCCCGGAUCUCAACCCAUCAUCAAUUUGGAUGAUUUAAUCCCCUUGUGUUAUGGAUUGGAGCGUGAGAUUGAUGCGCGACUAAAGGAGUUGGGAAUGGAACUCAAGAUUCGUCGCCACUUGACCAAAGAGGAGAGGUCGGAGGUCAAGUACCCUUUUUGUGGAGAAUACUUGUUAGGAACAGCUGCAGCAGCACACCAACAACCGGAGAAAGGGAAAACUUUUUUGUACACCAUCAUGAGUCGGGACAUGUGGUAUUUCGGUUGGAGUGCAACCCCCGAUUUCAAGAAACGCUUGGACAUAAGAGGGGGGACUGAUGGUGCAAGGGAGUACAAACGAAUCACAGAGAAGAGACAAAAAGAGAGAGAGUUAGAGAUAGAGGGACUGCAACAGAGAGAUAGAGAAUUAGGUAGAGCAGAGGAGUUAUCUAUCUAUCCACCCCCACUUAAGGCUCCUACCCUGACCCCCUACCUUGUCGCCAAAUGUGAAGAUGAUGACAAGAAGAUCAUCAAGACCAAGACCAUCGAAGCAAAAAUGAUCAUUGCAGGCUAUAUUGCUUAUUUGUUGGGAUUCCGUAAUCCUAUUCGUCCUAAUUCUGAUGUAGGUUAUUCUGUUAAUAAGUGUGUUUCUAUAAGUUUAGUUGAUUCUAAUUCAUGGGGCGAGAUAUGUGAAUUUGUCAAGUUAUUCUGGGGGUUUGAACCAAUGUUGGCGAAGUAUAAGAGAAAUUGAAUUAUGUUUAUAUGUUUUGUACACGUAACAAUGGAGAUGCAAUAAACAUACCACAUCCUUGUUCACAGCCA